CCAAUGGGGGCGCGAGGGGGGGCGGCCGCUGGCGUUUGAAUUCGGCGGCCGGGCUGGGCGGCGGUUGGCUCGGAUGCGGCGCUGAGGAUGAAGAGUGAGGCCUGGGGGGUGGCCCUUCGCUAGUAUCUGAGCGUUGUGAGGCCUGUAAUUCAGAUGCGGCCCUGAACCUUCCUGCAGGAGGAGAGAGCUGUCUGCUGCUGCGAAAGAUUUAGCUGCUUGGUCUGAAGGAGCCCUGGAGGCAAAGAAGGAAGAGCAUGUCUGCUGCUAAAGAAGAUGAUGUCUGUAGCCACAUGAAAGUGGUUGUUCGUGUCCGUCCAGAAACUCAAAAAGAAAAAGAUGGCAACUUUGCUAAAGUUGUUCAUGUUAUUGACCAGCAUAUAUUGGUCUUUGAUCCGAAAGAAGAAGAAUUUAGCUUUUUUCAUGGAAAGAAACUGACCCACAGGGAUAUUAAUAAAAGAACGAAGAAAGACCUUAAAUUUGUUUUUGAUGCUGUUUUUGCUGAAACUUCAACUCAGUUGGAAGUUUUUGAGCAUACAACCAAAGGUGUACUUGAUGGCUUCUUAAAUGGAUAUAAUUGCACAGUGCUUGCAUAUGGUGCAACAGGAGCUGGGAAGACUCAUACAAUGUUAGGUUCCCCUGAAGAUCCUGGAGUGAUGUAUUUAACCAUGAUGGCACUUUAUAAUUGCAUGGAUCAAAUAAAAGAAGAAAAAAUAUGCAAUAUUGCUGUGUCUUAUUUAGAGGUGUACAAUGAGCAGAUCCGUGAUCUUCUGGUCAACUCAGGACCACUAGCUGUUCGGGAAGAUGCCCAGAAAGGGGUGGUGGUUCAAGGGCUAACAUUACAUCAGCCGAAAUCAGCAGAGGAAAUCCUUCAAAUGUUGGAUUAUGGAAAUAAAAAUAGAACACAACAUCCCACAGAUGUGAAUGCCUCCUCUUCUCGUUCCCAUGCAGUCUUCCAGAUUUACCUAAGACAACAAGACAAGAUAGCUAGCAUUAGUCAAAAUGUUCGAAUCGCCAAAAUGUCCCUCAUUGACCUCGCAGGAUCUGAACGUGCCAGUGCCACAAAUGCUAAGGGGGCUCGUUUUAGAGAAGGAGCAAAUAUUAACCGCUCCCUGCUAGCUCUUGGAAAUAUCAUUAAUGCCUUGGCAGAUCCAAAGAGCAAGAAACAGCACAUUCCUUAUCGAAACAGCAAGCUCACUCGUUUGUUGAAAGAUUCUCUUGGAGGAAAUUGCCGAACAAUAAUGAUAGCUGCUGUUAGUCCAUCUUUUAUGUUUUAUGAUGAUACAUAUAAUACUCUUAAAUAUGCAAACCGAGCAAAGGAUAUUAAGUCUUCUUUGAAGAGUAAUGUUGUUAGUUUGGACAGCCACAUAAGCCAAUAUGUUAAAAUUUGCAAUGAACAGAAGAAAGAGAUCAUGAUGUUGAAGGAGAAAUUGAGAACGUAUGAAGAAAAGAAAGCAAGCAUCCAUCAAAGCCAGGAUUCUUCUGUAGUUUCAAACCAUCAGCAAGUGGAAAUACAAAGAUACAAAGAAAUUCUUAAAAAUGUGUUUGCAAACCGUGAAGAAAUCAGAGAAGAAUAUCUAAAGCUGGAAACGCAGCUGAAAGUCAGUACACUGAAGGCCUAUUAUCAGAAACAGUAUCAUGAACAAAUUCAACUGAUAUGCUCUGAAGAAAGAAUAGAGAAGGCCACUUGCAAGCGGGAUCAUAUGCUUGCAAGGCUUAGAACCUACUGUGCACAUGUACAGAAGAAGAAAGAGGAGAAGAUGGAACGUUUUGAGGAAAAUACCAAUUGGCUGCAUCGCGUUGAAAAUGAAAUGCGCCUCCUGGAUCAAGGUGGCUGUAUUCCAAAGGAACUGCAUGAAGAUCUUCAGUGUUGCCAUUUAAACCUAGAAGUUAAGGACCUGAAAGCCCAGAUUGAGCACAUGUUAUCGCUAUUGUCCCUUCAAGAUCAGCACUAUAAGCAGAUGGAGAAAGUUCUAAAUGCUUUGCUUCCAGUUCUUCGCAAGCAGUAUCUGAUUUUGAAAGAAGCUGGGUUGACAAAUACUUCAACUGAGACUGAAUUUGGAGAGGUAGAACAGCUGAUUCAAAGACAAAAAUCAGUAGUUUGGGCUGACCAGACUGGAGAUGAGGAACAGAAGGAAAACCGUGAGCUAGAUGUGUCAGCUAUCUUUGCAUUCCCACAACUUGUGAACAAACAGAAGACCCCGUGCUGUUCAACUUCUGGCACACCAUCACAAGAAGUGAAGAGAAAUAUGCAACUAGUAGAAUUUGCAGUACCACCACAGAAACAAACUAGACGAAAGCUAAUGGAUUCUCCAGUCAAAACUCCAAGUUCUGCUGCAUCCAAGCACUUCAGCUUCUGUCAUUUGGAGGAUUCUCUAAGCAAGGAAGUUCAACCUAUUGUAUAUACACCAGAAUCUUGCAGAAAACCAAUACAAAGCAGCUGUUCACAGACUGUGGUAAAACAAGCAUUACACCUGGCAGGCCUUCCAGAAACAAAUCAAUGUAAUACAGGUAUUCAGCUGAGAAAGCCCACUAUUACAGACUCUGUGUGUGAUGUUAUCCUAGACUGUGAUGAAGAUAGAAUGGACUCAACAAUAAUUCUCAGUGAAGGAACAAGUGAAACAAAUGGAAUUUCUAUUGACUCAUCUGCAGAGGAGUCACAAUCAUGCAGCAGUAGCAUUCUUCAAAGACUUGGUAUUUCUUCCUUGAAAAACAAAAAUCCUGCUUCAGUACUUGAGAAGCCCUCGUAUAUGGCAAUGACUUCAGCUGCUGAGAGAAAACGAAAGGUAUUAAGUUCUACAUCAAAUGCUGGCUUAGGUAAUCUGCAAGACCCAAUUUCUCCAAAACGUGUUCGAAAAGAGAUGUUAAACAACAGAGUAUUGAGAGUACCCAAAAUGUCAGGAAUUAAAACAAAGAGCUUGAAGCGAGAACAGGAUGUGCCAAGAAACCUUGUUAGAAGCUUUUCUGAAGGAAAUGUAGCAGUGGGUGUUAAAGCACGGACAUCCAAAAGCCUAUUACUUCAUGUUUGCAAGAAAAAAAAUAGGAUUUAGAUUCUGACUUCAUAUUUCAAAUGGGGUUGAUGGAAAGCAAGUGAAAACAGUGACUUUUGUUUUCCUUCUGUAAAUUUUUUUGUUAAAGAUGUCUCUCUCAGUAAUGCAGUAUUUUAUAAGACCCAGUUACUGGAAAUGUGUAUUUUGUAAAAUUUUGAAAUAAAUUACAUUUGGUUUUCGUCUCCUAUUUGAAGCUUACAUCUGUUUUUCAAUAUAAUAGCAAAUUAAUAUGAACUAUUAUUUGAAGUUGUGAAUUUAGAACUGGAUGGUAUGCCUUACACUGUAUCUUUUGUGAGCUUCUCCCUGUAAGUAUGACUAGAAAUUAAGACUUGAUAAGAUGCAAGACUUGAAAGGGAAUUAGUGGUGCUGUAGUUUUUCAAGUUCCUCUAAUUGCUUACCUACACUCAGUUUUAUAGUGAUUUUAUGAUAGAGAAGUUAGAAAUUCUUUUGUCCUGCAAAAUAUUUUUCACUGAAAUUUUAUAGUAUUAAUACUGUGAAAUAUGUUUAGUGUACUUAUCUUCAGCAUUAGGAUGCCAGCUUGUUCUUAGAUAACAUCCUAAUUUUGGAUACUAUGUAGCAUACAUGGAGGAAGGAAAAAUACAGGAAGGAUUUUGGUUUUUUUAAUGUGUUAGGGCUAAAAUUUUAAACUGUUUUUACUCUUUUACUUGUAAAUUUUUG
Phasianus colchicus (ring-necked pheasant) is the source of this 3725-nucleotide messenger RNA. The record is from RefSeq and is a predicted model, not a curated record. NCBI's taxonomy places the organism in Eukaryota, Metazoa, Chordata, Aves, Galliformes, Phasianidae.